Molecule: messenger RNA, 303 nt
Organism: Prorocentrum cordatum
Lineage: Eukaryota; Dinophyceae; Prorocentrales; Prorocentraceae
Source: the annotation of a GenBank genome assembly
CCCUCGGAGCCCGCGGGGCCCGCGGGGCCCGACGAUGAUUCCGACCCCGACCCCGAGGACGAGCCAGAAGAAUUGUUGGCAGAAUCGAAUUUGUCCACCCUCGUGCUCCGGAAGUGGGCCUGGGGAUACAUCCACGCCACAGAGGCUCAUGAAUAUCUGCUCGCAGCCUACAAGGAUGGGUUGGACCUCGUGCCCGAAAUAGCGAAAGUUGCUCAGAUGGGCGCUUGGGGGUCGCAACCUGGGUCUAUCCACAGGGCCUUGACUACUGCCUACCUCAAAGAUAACACAUUUCCCGCGGCGGAG